Molecule: messenger RNA, 813 nt
Organism: Eremomyces bilateralis CBS 781.70
Lineage: Eukaryota; Fungi; Ascomycota; Dothideomycetes; Eremomycetales; Eremomycetaceae
Product: Maf/Ham1
Exons: 1
Molecular function (GO): nucleoside triphosphate diphosphatase activity
Source: RefSeq, a predicted model, not a curated record
GAUCCACCACCACCCUAUGUCUCGACAACCCCGACCAUCCCCCCACCACGUCCUCAUGGAGUUGCCCGUCCUCCCUUCCCCCUCGAGCUCCCCUCUAUCGCCGCCCUCAAAUCCCAGCGCGUCAUCCUCGCCAGCGCCUCCCCCCGACGCAAGCAGAUCCUCUCGCAACUCUUCCCCAAAGUCGAGAUCAUCCCGUCAACCUUCGCCGAGGACCUCCCCAAGUCGCUCGGCGGCUUCGACUACGUGCUGCAGACGGCCGUCGCCAAAUGCCGCGAGGUGUACGGGCGGGAGAUCGACAACGUGGAGGCGGAGCGGGAACGGGGGGAGGUCGGGGUGGUGAUCGCGGCAGAUACGAUCGUGAUGAGCGCGGCGGGGCAGAUUUUGGAGAAACCGAGGAGCGAGGCGCAGCAUGUGGCGGUGUUGAAGAGUUUACGGGAUGAGUCGAGGAUAGGCUCGGAGAUGAAUCCUGGCGCGGGGAUUGCGGUGGGAGGGGCUGGUGCUGGAUGGCAUAAGGUCUAUACGGCGCUGGCGAUCAUGAGGCCCAUGACGACGGCGAUGGAUCCUGGAUAUGUGCUGACGACACAUGUUGAGGAGACGUCCGUUAAGUUCGACCCGGAUAUCACGGAUGACCUGAUUGUGGCCUACGUCAAGACCCGGGAAGGCGCGGACAAGGCGGGUGGGUACGGGAUGCAAGGGCUUGGAAGUCUUCUCGUGGAACGGAUCGAAGGGUCUUGGGACAAUGUUGUCGGCAUGCCGCUCCGAGCGACAUUGGUCUUGAUCGAAAAGAUCCUGGUCGAUGAACAGGAAGAACUU